CGCUAUCAUCGCGCUCUGACGUCAACACGUCAGCCUGAGAAUACCGGAAGAGAAGGUCGAAUACAUCGAAUAAUUUAUAAAAGAUUAACUUGAUAUUCAGCGAUCUUUAGUCACAAUUUAAUGAUCGGGUGUAAAACGCUAGUUUAAGGAUUAAAGCAUGCAGAGCGCUGCUUCUUCUCCUCAUGAGACCCCACAGGCGAGCGGAGAUCGGGCUGAACUGACCCAGCUGCCUACGAAGGAUCCCUCAUCAGUGGACAACAGCACCUCUGAGCUGAGCAGCCCCAAAGCGCUGACCUUUGACCUGUUGAACAUGGUGAUCUCCUUCAAACGGAUGGCGAUCUACCUGGAGCCCGUCACAGACACAGUGGAGGUGCUGCGCUUUCUGCUUGGAUGGAGGAUGCCGCUGUGCUCUCUGUUGUGUUGUGUCCUGCUCAACAUCCUCUUCUUCAUGCUGAGCGAAGGCGCGUGGGUCUCUCUGCUCCUGCUUGGGCUCUCGGCUCCGGCUGUGCUGGGUUACCUUGGAGACCGUUGCCAGGGCGGUGCCAGCGAAAUGGCAGUACAGAAGAAGAAACACUAUGCGGUUCAGCGGCGAGACUUGCAGACGGUCCACAUGAGCAAACAGGAAGCCCUGCUGGAGGUCAAGGGCAUGCUGAAACGCAUAGAUGACCUCUUGAUGCAAGCAUGUUUGUAUGCAGAGUCUGUGUAUAAGGUUUUAUACUGGGAGAGUCACGCAGUGUCUUCCAUGUUUUAUGGUUCUCUCCUGGCCUUGGUUUGUUUACUUUAUACGGCCCCUGUGGGUUUGAGUCUGUCUAUGCUCAACAGUGCCCUCUUCCUGUGUAACAAAGACUUCUGCAGAGUUCUUUUGGAGUUAAAGGAGUUUGUUCGCCCGUGUCAAGUCCAGCCUGUAGAGGAAACUGAACCAAAUGACCCGGAUCAGGGAAACCUGCUGGACCGCACGCCCACCCCGACCAGUGUGGAGGAUCUUUCUCCUGGCAAUGUUGAAGAAGCGGAGGAGGCGGAGCCUGAUGAUGAGUUUAAAGACGCCAUAGAGGUGUGGCCUGUAGCCUAUUUGCUAAGAAAGAUUCAGUGGAGACGGAGAGUGAGUAAGGAUGACGAGGACGUGUCUUCGGGUGUUCCUGAGUUUGACACUGUCUCUGAUAAUGGACUGUUGAGUCGAAACGAGCCCAUCCGCAGUAAAGUGUCCAAACUCACCGAGAAACUACGCAAGCGGGUUCCUUCCAACAACACCGGAAACUGUUUCCAGUGUAAUUCAGCAUUUUCUGUUUUAAAGAAAAGGAGAAACUGCAGUAACUGUGGUGUCAGCUUCUGUUCCCGCUGUUGCUCUUAUAAAGUGUUCCGGUCCACUAUGGGAGCCACAGCACCUGAUGCCCAGAGAGAGACUGUGUUUGUGUGUGCUACAUGCAACACCUUCCUCAGCAGCAAGUAGGACGGACCCUCAUACCGAAAUGAUCUCCCAUCAUUACAACCCUGUAAAAGCCCCAUGGUGGGCCACAAGAAGGCUGCUUAUGUUGACAUUUCUGUCCUGCUUUAUGGAAAACUUCAUAUGGAGGACCAAAGAUCAAAGUUUUAUGCUGCCUCUGUAGGUUGCCCAAAACUUGUGGACCCUAAACAGGCUACUUUACGCCUGAUUUGGGACCUUUUUCCUUUCUCCUUUCCCUGUAAACCCCAAUACUUACCAAAGCCUGACUUCUAGAAAAAUCGAUUUGCUUUGAGCCCAUCUUGCCUUAUAAUGUAACCAACCCUUAUUAUGACAUCACUUUCCAGAAUUAGGGCCCUUGAAGGGAUAUCUGAUUUAUAUCAAGGGUCCUUCGUCUAAUAUGGCUAUUAUCACAUCAUGAGGGAUUCUGUAGAAGAUUACAAGAAC
Molecule: messenger RNA, 1885 nt
Organism: Myxocyprinus asiaticus (Chinese sucker)
Lineage: Eukaryota; Metazoa; Chordata; Actinopteri; Cypriniformes; Catostomidae
Product: protrudin-like
Exons: 13
Coding region: 158-1447 (429 amino acids)
Biological process (GO): neuron projection development; positive regulation of axon extension; protein localization to plasma membrane
Cellular component (GO): endoplasmic reticulum tubular network; growth cone membrane
Molecular function (GO): metal ion binding
Source: RefSeq, a predicted model, not a curated record